Messenger RNA from Selaginella moellendorffii, 858 nucleotides. RefSeq names its product protein SRG1. The transcript has 6 exons. Lineage: Eukaryota; Viridiplantae; Streptophyta; Lycopodiopsida; Selaginellales; Selaginellaceae. Bases 1 to 858 code for a protein of 285 amino acids. The record is from RefSeq and is a predicted model, not a curated record.
AUGGCGCCUCAAGCACAAGCUCCUUGUAUGGUGGAUGAUCAAGAAUACGAGAACGAGCUCGUCCAAGUUCUCGCUGAAAAUGGAAUCAAGCAAGUUCCACCAAGUUUUGUGCAAACUGUGGAGGAUGCUGCCAAUCAAGGGGACCUCAUACCCGUCAUUGACAUGACCGCGCUUAGAGGUGAUUCUAGAAGGGCACCCGAGCUUGCCAAGCUCGCGAGCGCCUGCCAGGAAUGGGGCUUCUUUCAGGUUAUCAACCAUGGAGUGACCAUCUCUGACUGGGUAGACGUCCUGGUCGUGUACACUGAGCCACCAUCACGCAAAAACAUUGACAAAUGGCCACUGCAACUCAGAGAAGGCAUUGAAAGUUACAGUGAUGAUCUCAAGGAACUUGUGCUGGAGAUGAAUUGUGCUAUAUCCGAUACACUCGGAUUAUCUAGAGAUUACAUCAACAAAAUGUGUGGUGAAUACUCGUCUGCGCUUCGAAUCAACUUCUAUCCUCCAUGCCCAGAGCCAGAUAAAGCUCUGGGAGUAAGUCCACACUCGGAUGGUUCAACCAUCACUGUCCUUUGCGAGGAUUCGGGCCAUGAAGCUUUACAGGUAAGAAAAGAUGGAGAUUGGGUAUCUGUGAAAGUUGUUCCAAAUUCUCUCAUUGUCAACAUAGGAGACAUUGUCCAGGUGAUUAGCAAUGGGAAGUACAAAAGCGUGGAGCAUAGAGCAGUUGUCAGCUCUGAACAUGAUCGUAUUUCAGCAGUCAUGUUUAAUUAUCCAUCUAUGAAUUCGCACGCUACCAGUGCCACCCGUGUAAGUGUGCUGGCCAAGUCAAUAAUCGUAAUGCUGUACACCUAUGGAGGUGGAUGA